AUGAAAAGCCCAAAACAACCAUCUCAAACCCCCACCAGCAUCAAAGGUGGAGGGCCCCUAAGCGAUUUGAUACCUUUGAUCAUGGAAACCUUCGUCGCCCAAUCCAAGUUCAAGGAUCCUAGUGGGAAAAACAACGCGCCCAACCCAUUCCUGCACUGGCAAACUGCAAAACAGCUCCUCAAGUUCCGUUUAGUUUCCAAAGCCUGGUGUGCAUCUGUUACACCUGUCGCAUUUCAUUCAAUAUGUUUAGAUAAACCAAGAAGAAUCGAAUCCAUACUUGACAAUUGGGCCCGGGGCAAGUCUACCAUCAAUGCAGAUUUCUCACCUGUUCAGCGACUUGCAAUCAAGAACUUAUCAUACAAGACGGUAGAUGUCAAAAACUUGGAUGGAAACAAACGUCGCGCUCCUGUUUCAACGGAUCUGGCGAUUGAAGUCAUCACAACCUUUAAGCAUAGCUUGACCACCUUGUACUUGGAAUUUGGCACCUCGAUUGGAUUUCAGCCAGGCUUGAUUGAUUCUAUCCAGCAACUCAAAAAUUUGAAAAAUUUGACUAUCACAACUACAAGGGGCCCUGAUUUCCAGACUGGUCCUGAUGAGUAUUCAGAAUCAUUAGCUAAUCUACUCAAUGUUUUACCGAAUCUAGAAGUUUUGAGACUGGACGAGCUUUGGUUAGGUUUUUUAGAUUUACAACCUCAAGCUUUAUCAAAGUUGAGAUCCUUCCGGUUUGCCUAUUGUCAAGCUAUGGAGGUGAAUCCGGUUUCUCAUCUAUUUAAUCAUAUCAAAGACACCGUCAAAGUACUCGAUUCCACAAACUCUCACAGAACGGAAAAGUUAGAAGCAGUAUUGAAACCACUCAUAGGAUCUCUAGAAGGUCUUGUUACGGAAGAGGUUCCAGGCGAGUUUACAGAUUUCCUCAUCGGUUCCAACUUUCCAAAACUUCGUGUUGUACAGGUUGAAUGGCCCCGCGCAGAGGAGGAUCCAGGAAAGCCAACCUCAUGGCUAGGAUCACCAAUGUUCCAAAACGUCCGAACUUUAAUCGUAGAUCACUAUCGUUUCAACGGACCACACUUUGAGGAGAUCUUGAGUAAAAAGGGUGAAGGUGCUUUUGUCAAACCACCUAAUCUAAAGCAUGUUGUCUUUAUUCAAAAGAUUGGAAAGUUUGUCCAGACUCAAAGAGAAAAAGAUCUUGCUAAAGAACUCGAGUCUCAUGGAAUCCAGUGUCAUUAUAGUUAUCCUAUAAGUUUUGAGGAAAUCUUGGGAUACGAUGAAAGUCUCAAUGGUCCAAUGAAUUGA
Molecule: messenger RNA, 1293 nt
Organism: Melampsora larici-populina 98AG31
Lineage: Eukaryota; Fungi; Basidiomycota; Pucciniomycetes; Pucciniales; Melampsoraceae
Exons: 2
Coding region: 1-1293 (430 amino acids)
Source: RefSeq, a predicted model, not a curated record